This is a messenger RNA of Nilaparvata lugens (brown planthopper), 3747 nucleotides long. It is a transcript of the gene Naam, whose product is annotated as nicotinamidase. Bases 240 to 1310 code for a protein of 356 amino acids. The record is from RefSeq and is a predicted model, not a curated record. Gene Ontology annotation, molecular function: calcium ion binding. NCBI's taxonomy places the organism in Eukaryota, Metazoa, Arthropoda, Insecta, Hemiptera, Delphacidae. The transcript is spliced from 9 exons.
CGGAGCAUCGCUUUGAAAACCACCAGUGUGCUUGUCGGUGUUGGAAUCUUGGCAUUUUGCUAUUUCAAUUCUGCUGCUAGGAAGGUAUUGAUUAUCAACGUUGGUGUGCUAAAUUCUAUCUCAGAAGAAAUACUUGUAGUUCCUAGUUAUACAGGAAUGUCAUGUUAUUCUAAUAGUUAAUUGAAGGAUUUUUAAUUAUAUGUUUUGUUCAGUUGUUAUCGGUUUUUUAUUCUUUUGUUAUGAGUUUUGAAAGUGAAAUACCAGAAGACAUGGAUGCGUGUUUCUCUGCUUUUGAUAAGGAUGGAGAUGGAUAUCUCAAUAAAGGAGAGUUCGAAUGCAUAUGUCGCGCUCUGUUCAGAAGUGAUCGUGGGAAAAUCUAUAGCCUGGAGAAGGAUCAGCUGGAUGAAGUUUUCAACAUUUUUGACGCCAACAAGGAUGAUCUUUUAGAUAGAGAAGAGUUUGUAUUUUGCUGGAAUCACUGGAUUAAAACGAUUGUGAGACCAGUUAGUGUUUUCUUGGUUGUUGAUGUUCAAAACGACUUCAUAUCAGGGACGUUGAAUAUAAGUAGGUGCUCAGCUCAACAAAAUCCUCUUGAGGUGAUUGAACCAAUCAAUAAACUAUUGGAUACAGUUAACUUUGAUACAGUCUUCUACUCGCUUGACUGGCACCCCACCGAUCAUGUAUCUUUCAUUGAUAACAUAUCGCAACGGAAAGUUCACUCUUCUAGCGCGGUUUCAGCUGAGGAUGCACAAACGUACGACACAGUGAUCUUUGAAGGUCCACCGUUGAUGAAUCAGAGGCUGUGGCCACGCCACUGUGUGCAGGACUCUUGGGGGGCAGAACUUCACAAAGAUCUCAAGAUAGUGGACAACUCCGUCAAAGUAUGCAAAGGUACAAAUCCCGAGGUUGACUCAUAUUCAGUAUUUUGGGAUAAUAAGAAAAUAACAAAAACGAACCUAGUAGACCAAUUGGAAGAAAGGGGCAUUACUGACAUCUAUGUCUGCGGCUUAGCCUACGAUGUGUGUGUUGGUGCUACAGCUCUUGAUGCGCUCAACAUUGGCUACAGAACAGUACUAGUUGAAGAUUGCUGCCGAGGAGUUGAUCUACUCGACAUUGAGAAAACUAAGAAUGCACUUACCGAAAAACAUUGUGUGAUUGUCAACUCAAAUCAGGUGAAAGCGAUGGUGGAGGGCAGAGACCGACGUCCCGAGCUCGGCUAUAAACUGGCGAUCGAGCUGAGAGACAAAGUGCCAGGCUGUGAAAAUGGCGGCAAUUUCAAAUCGGGAGACGAGCCAGACGAGACUGGCUGACCACAAGACCAGUUCGCUUUUUCUCUUACUCAUGAAGAGGACGAGCAACAAGACAAUAAUUAAUCGUAGCACCUCGCUCAAUCACUCCAAGCUUAUUUCGUAUUAUCAGCAUUCCUCACUUAGCAAAAGCUAAUCUAGCAACGAUGCUAAACUCCAUUGAAGACCAUUCAGUCAUUAGUAUUCAAGCUUUCGUUUCUUAGAUGAGGACUGGUUCUACUGGUUCAAUCGUUGAUAGUUCAUAGAGAUUAGUGUUGUCAUCAUGUACCUAUUAUUAUUUAACAUGUUGGAAUGUAUUAUCAAUCAUUCAAUGGCCUACCCUAGUCUAAGGCUACUUACUCGCUUUUAUGUUUAUGAAUAUUUUUCAUAACUAUCCCUAUUAUACUAUAUUGUAUAAUUACUGGUUUUAGUACAGGAAAAUUAGGGAUAUGUUGUUUGACACGUCAACAUCACAUCCAAAUUGAUCAACUUGACAUUUUGUAUUAACAUUCUGAAUUUACCAUUGAUGGUUAUAGGAUUACUUUAUUUUUUAUCAAUCAAUCAGUUCUAGUUUUAAUCAUUGAACUAAUUUAUUUAUUUUACCAAACAUAGUCGACGCAUGAGAAAAGUCCUAUCAAAUGGUCAAUUCACCCUGUGCAUUCAUCGUGUUGGAUCUGAAGGUCUCCGGUUCGACCUCACAGAGUCAAUAUUUUUUUGCUACGAUUCAACUUCAAGGAAGAUAAUGUAAUUUUGUCAUUAUUACCUGUUGCUGAUCACGUGCUCGUAUUGUUGAUGAAUCAACCUUUUUUCCUAUCUAUAUUAGUUCAAUUACAUUCCCUUUAAUUGAAUAGGUUACACAAGGAAGUCUAACUCCAGCUUCUGACUUAUGUUGGUUGGUUGAUUGAAGAGUUAUUUUGCAGUUAAGAACUCAAAUUUUAUAACUAGAUAGGUUUAAUUGAAUCUCAUUUAAAUUAAUAGGAUAUAAUAUAUUUUUAAUAGCCUAGUUAAACUACGGCUACCAACUCAUUUUAUGUUUAAUAGUUGAAUACACCUCUCAUAUCAACUAAUAUUUUUGUUAAGCAUUUUUACAAUACUAUUGCAAGUAGUAACUAAUAUUUGUCUUUAUAAAAUUUUGUUUACCACUAUUGUAACUGUUAACGGUUGUUGAGAAUUUUCAUACUGCACUUCACAUCAAAUGUGUGCUAAAUCGACAGUCAUUAAUUUUAUACUAGGAAUCGGAGUUCUAAACUCUAGGAGUAUAAUAUGUGUUAUGUGGCAUAUGAAAUAUGUGUAUAAAUAAAGACGGCUAGUUAUUUACUAUCCUAUUAUUUAUGGCAGUGUAAUUCGAAGCACUCUCAAAAAAGUACAGUAUGUCCGCAUAACAUGACCACAACGAUAAGGAAUAACCGUCCAAUAAAGUGCAACCAAAUUCAGUUCACCAUCUAAGAAAAAGUAUAAAUCUGUAUUUGUUUUCCCCUUACUUAUAAUUACAUUUGGUACUUAAUUUCAAACUUGUGAUUUGUCUUUCUGAAAGUUACUUAUGAAAUUAUUCAUGGCAUUUCAGUACUUAUUAUAUUACAGUUCCUCAUGAAUUUAUAUCUUAAGUGAGAAAUCUAUCACUUUUAUCACACUAGUGCAUUUUUCAAGUUCAAACAUUCGUGUAAUGAAUAACUGUUUAUUCGGUGCUAGUAAAAUGAGGUGCCUUGACAACUUAUAUAAUUGAAUUGUUUGCUGUAUGAUUGUGCAUUGAAUGGUUGAAAUAUGAUCUAUAGAUUUACAUAAAAUACAUACGUAUGAAUUAAACACCAAUUUUAAGAUUAUACAUUCAUUCAUCUAUUGACAUUACAGGAAGAUUAAAUAGAAAGUCCCGUUCAAACCGAACAUUUUUGCAUCAUCUCAUUACCCAUACACUCAAAUUCAUUUAGGAAUCAUCAGUAAAGGAUUUAAAAUCGUAAUCGAUUUUUUUCAGAAAAAAAUUACUUUUCAAUCCUCUAUUUUUAUAGCUUUUUAAUCUAAUUUGAUAUUAUAGAUUAUUAGGAAUCACGUUUUCUAAUUAAAAAAAAACAUUGUUAAGUAUUUUACAAAGAUUUUUCAUGUUUGGUUGAAUUUAUCGUAGUUAAUAAAUCAUAAAAAUAAGCAGAAUCAACUGCUUUAGAAUAGACACAAUCAUUAAUUUGAAUAAGUUUAACUAGUGUAAGACCUAUCAAUCUUUAUUUAAAACUCCUGUUUUUGAUACUUCUAGUUCUAUUUCUAUUCAUUUUAUAAUUUCGUAACAAAUGAAAGUAUUGGUUUUUGCAAAUGCUAUGAAUUACUCAACUUUUUUAAAUUAAUUUUAGCGAAUGCAAAGUCUGUGAAACUCGAAGGAGUGAGAGAAUCUCGUUUGUAACGUGUAACACCAAACUUUAUACAUUUAUAGAUAAUAAUUUAUGCCUUUAGAAUAAAUUAUAUUUAGGAUCUAGAU